UUAUCAAAACAAAUUGCUUUAUUCCCAAAAAAAACAUUUCAUGCCACUGUGUCUCUCAAUAAAACCAUUUUGAUAACUGUUUUGUUUAUUUUUAAAAUUGAUAAUAAGCCAGACAAUUGCGGUAAAUAAUUGAAUUAGUUUGAUAUCAAUUGAUAACAAAGCUGGAAUUUGUGUGCCCAAUAUUUCAUUUCUUAUCGUUUAAAUGAAUAUAAACGCAUUGAAUUGGCUUCCAAUGAGCCAGUGUGUUUCAUUUUAUUCUUGACUAUAUCUAUAUAGUCGUGUUAUAGGUAAUUGUUAUUCCACUCAUAUUCUUUUCGCAUUUUUUCUACUAAUCCAAACGAGUAAAAAGCACAGAGACAUGGUGGCUGAAGCAAAACCUUCGCUUAUAACAAAUGUUCCGCCGUCAUUUUACGCGCAAUCUGAUAGAGCAACUGAUGCAUGGUUAAGUGCAAAACGUAGGGAUGACAAUGUGGAAGAUGGCUUGUGGCGUAUCCAUAAUACACUUUAUGACCUGACUGAUUUUAUUGACAAGCACCCAGGUGGACCGAUGUGGUUAGAAAUGACCAAAGGACACAGUGGCGUAACUAGAACUUUUGUUCGUAGGGGGUAUUCUUUAUUGCUCCAAUCGAUAGAUUUCCCCGAGAACUGGGUACCGAGUAAGGAAGCCAAAAACUGGAUUCAACGCUACGUUUCAUACAUUUAUGUGCCGAUCUUCUAUUGUUUUCUCUAUUUGUAUACGUUUAGCAUGAGAAUGUUACUUUCAAUUGUUAAAGGUCACAAGGUCCACAUUAACCAUUUUCUGCCCUUCAUUGUUCCCAUCACGAUGUACCUCUUUGGAGGAAAUCACACACUUAUUGAAGCUCUGAAAAUAUUUUCGAUUAUCAUUUUAUCGGGCAGUUUUAUGUUUUCAAUCAUCGCUUUGAAUGCCGACCAUCAUCACCCAGAAGUCGUUCAUGAUGGAGAUCCCGUACGUAAAUCGUAUGAUUGGGGACUAUAUUCGGUGGAUACAAUAAUGGACAGACAAGAAUUGCGUGGAAAUACUCUUUUAACUUUGACAAACUUUGGCGACCAUGCACUGCAUCACCUGUUCCCUACGCUCGAUCACGGCAUUUUACCCGAAUUAUACGACGAUUUCUUUGCAACUUUACUGGAAUUUGAAGCGGAGUGUCAGUGCUAUCCGUGGUUCUUUGAGACAAUCAAAGGACAAUUCCAACAACUCUCGAGAAUUGAGACAAUGAAACUAGACUCACAUGAAAGAUACCUCUUGAAGCAUGGCAGACAAAUGAAAUCAAAGUGAACAACAGUUAUUGGUACAAGUAAGAAAGAAUAAAAAAUCGAAAGUUAAAG
This is a messenger RNA of Sitodiplosis mosellana (orange wheat blossom midge), 1347 nucleotides long. RefSeq names its product cytochrome b5-related protein-like. Gene Ontology annotation, cellular component: mitochondrion. The transcript has 5 exons. The record is from RefSeq and is a predicted model, not a curated record. NCBI's taxonomy places the organism in Eukaryota, Metazoa, Arthropoda, Insecta, Diptera, Cecidomyiidae. Gene Ontology annotation, molecular function: heme binding. Bases 359 to 1297 code for a protein of 312 amino acids.